Molecule: messenger RNA, 415 nt
Organism: Paramuricea clavata
Lineage: Eukaryota; Metazoa; Cnidaria; Anthozoa; Malacalcyonacea; Plexauridae
Source: the annotation of a GenBank genome assembly
AUGUCUCUGAGGAUUCAAGUGCCUUAUUCGAUGAAUUGGAAGGACAUUAUAGCUCAUUUCUUGUGUUAUAUAAUCGUUUUCGAGUUAACCCUCGACGAUACGGCAGACUGGUCGUAUCAAAUUUUCGCUUGCACGAAAGUCAAGACGUCCAAACGUGGGAAUACGAGCCUUAAAUUUCCCAGAAAGGAUCCUGUUACUAAACUAACAAUUUGUGUGGAUGUCGAAGCAAAUCCUGGCCCAGAAACAGUUUCACGAAUUGGCAAUUUUGCCAAUAUAAACUCGAGCGUGUCAUCAAGAAUUGAAUACUCUCGGGAAGCCAUGAUGUCCUUAAAUCAUUAUUCAGUCAAACGUUAUUCUGAAUAUAGUGAUUUCCUUGUUUAUAAAUUACAUACAUCUGGUAUUUUAAAGUACAGAG